AUGAAACAAGUACGGAAAGUGUCAGAGGUUGUUUUCAAGGGAACAGAAGCACUGGUGAAAUUUGGAAAAUUCCCAGAGACAAAAGGUGUUCAAACUGCUGGUACUCCAAUUGCUAUGGUGGUCGAGGAACAUGUGGGGCCAUCAAAAUCAAAUCUCAGUUUUUCAUUUGAGGAGCCAGUCAAUGAGGCUGUAAUUUCUCCAGCUGACAUAGAGAAAGAAAUCAACAUUUUCAAGCAAUCAAACGAUCCAUCGCUCGAACAGAUGGAAGCCCUUAUCGAACAAUUACAGUCAACUACGAGGAAGCCUCCCCAAGAAGUUCCUGUUACUGAUGAGUCUCCAUCUGGGAGUGAUAAAGACGAUUCAAAUGCCUCUCUGAUGCCAAGAAAACGAAGACCCCAGGUUAAUCAAGUUGAUCAAAGCCAAAUUGUUGAACCAGCCCAGCCAGCCCAAGUUAAUCAAGAUGCUCAAAGCCGAAUUUUUAAUGAAGACUUCUUAGCAAAUGAGGAAACUUUUGCCUCGGGAAGCUCUUCUGCCCCACCACCUCCAGAGCACGAUUCCGCAUCUGUCAUGUUAGUCAAGCUACUUGCCUUUCAAGACUCUAUUCCUCAGUCAAGAGGAAAGGGAAUAUAUGUUGGCUCAAGGCACGGAGGUGAUGAAGACUCUCAACAAACCAUUUCUUAG
Messenger RNA from Lactuca virosa, 681 nucleotides. The record is from the annotation of a GenBank genome assembly. NCBI's taxonomy places the organism in Eukaryota, Viridiplantae, Streptophyta, Magnoliopsida, Asterales, Asteraceae.